Molecule: messenger RNA, 578 nt
Organism: Phyllostomus hastatus (greater spear-nosed bat)
Lineage: Eukaryota; Metazoa; Chordata; Mammalia; Chiroptera; Phyllostomidae
Product: 60S ribosomal protein L24-like
Exons: 1
Coding region: 1-534 (177 amino acids)
Biological process (GO): cytoplasmic translation
Cellular component (GO): cytosolic large ribosomal subunit
Molecular function (GO): structural constituent of ribosome; mRNA binding
Source: RefSeq, a predicted model, not a curated record
AUGUUUCAUAAAAAGUUAAUAGCUUUUCACCAUCUUUCCUUCUUCCCGGCCGCCGCAGCCACGAAGGUCGAGGUGUGCAGUUUCAGUGGGUACAAGAUUUACCCGGGACACGGGAGGUGCUACGCCAGGACCGAUAAGAAGGUUUUCCAAUUUCUUAAUGCAAAAGGCGAGUCAGUGUUCCUUUCCGAGAGGAAUCCUCGACAGAUAAACUGGACCAUCCUCUACAGAAGAAAGCACAAAAAGGGACAGUCGGAAGAAAUUCAGAAGAAGAGAACCCGCCGGGCAGUCAAAUUCCCGAGGGCCAUCACUGGUGCAUCUCUUGCUGAUGUAAUGGCCAAGAUGAAUCAGAAACCUGAAGUUAGGAAAGCUCAACAAGAACAAGCUAUCAGGGCUGCCAAGGAUGCAAAAAAAGCUAAGCAAGCAUCUAAAAAGACAGCAAUGGCUGCUGCUAAGGCUCCCACAAAGGCAGCACCUAAGCAAAAGAUUGUGAAGCGUGUGAAGGUUUCUGCUCCUCAUGUUGGUGGAAAACACUAAGUUGGCCAAUCAGAUUUUUAAAUAAAGACUUACCAAGUUAAGAA